This is a messenger RNA of Scomber scombrus (Atlantic mackerel), 1660 nucleotides long. It is a transcript of the gene scoca, whose product is annotated as short coiled-coil protein a. NCBI's taxonomy places the organism in Eukaryota, Metazoa, Chordata, Actinopteri, Scombriformes, Scombridae. The coding region runs from base 165 to 407 and encodes 80 amino acids. The transcript has 4 exons. Gene Ontology annotation, cellular component: trans-Golgi network. The record is from RefSeq and is a predicted model, not a curated record.
UGGGUGAAGUACCGUUACCACCAUCAUCAUCAUCUUCAUCAUCACAGAGCCCCUCUGUGUGUUUACAGUGAGACUCUCCGCUUAACGGGGGACACGUUUUCUCGCUUUUGGUGGACAGUGGAUCUGCAGCCCUGUAUACUAAACAGGAGAACGAGCUCUUCAUCAUGAACUGCGACAUAGAUGGAGACAUGGAGAACCAGGUGGAGAUGGAAGAGAAGACGAGGUUAAUAAAUCAGGUCUUGGAACUCCAGCACACCCUGGAAGAUUUGUCAGCACGGGUGGACGCAGUCAAGGAGGAGAACCUGAAGUUAAAGUCUGAGAACCAGGUCCUCGGUCAGUACAUCGAGAACCUCAUGUCGGCCUCAAGCGUCUUCCAGACCACCGACACCAAGAGCAAAAGGAAAUGAGGCUCCCUCAGGAGAAGCCUGAAGUCCCAGGCCAGCAGCUGGGAGGUUAAACCCAGCUCAGAGACGUGGAGAGGGGUUUAUUUUCUCAGCAGACCUGGGGAGGAUUUCUGUAACCGUUUACACUCGCAUAUCUGAGUCAAAACUUAACAAUUAAAUCAAAAGCAUUAACUUUGUCACUCAGAAAUAACAGAUUAACAUAAUGUUAUUCUGGCCCCAGGUCUGUUUUGCAGCAGCUUCCUCUCCACGCUACAGACGAGGUAGACAUCACCCUUUAACCACUUAAACACUAAAACAUAACCAGGAUCUGUAAAUGAAAGUGGUGAGGGGGUCAUUUGUACCUCGAGUCUGUUCUUAACACUCUAAAGUCAAAGUAGAACCUGUUAAAUAACUUCUUAGCUCGUGUUUUACCCGCUUGGUUUACCAUUCGAGGACAACUCAGAUUUUCCUGUGGUUCUCCCCAAACCUCCUGACUCAGCGUUCCUGUCUCCCAACCACCUGAAGCGUAAACUGGGCCAAAACAACCCGAUAUUAUAGAAUAUUUAAAAUACUCAAACGAUGAACCUCAUUUUUUUUCAACACUGGUUUAUUAUUUAUUUUUUUUGUAAAGUAUUUUGUACGUCAGCUGGAUCUGAGUUGUUUUUUUUGGGUCUUGGAUGUCAUCAUGUGUCAAACAGCAUGACUGUAUCCCUUCACCUUUAAAGCUGGCAAACAGUAUUACUGAAGAUAAGAUUAAAAAAAUGUAUUUGAAUGUCUUUCUGUUGGACAGGUGUGCAUAUCUAAUGAGAUGUUAUUAAAUCAAUAAUCACUGACUUGCAUACUGUAUGAAGCUGCUGACAGCUUUUUUUUUUAAACAGUAGGUGGAUAUUAGAUGCUUAAAGGUACUGUUGAGAGCUCAGCAACAUAGAAGUAAAAGCACAGAGAACCUAAAAAAGUGUAUCGACUAGCAUGUCAUUAAAGUGUAAUUAACAUCAACAUCACAUUCUGUACUUAAAAGUAUUUGUAAUCAUUUAAAUAUAAGUCGUAAAUGAGCGUUGUGGCCCAAACCGUAAUUUAACACAAUGAGAAAGGAAGUGGUGGGGUCAUAAAUGGGGUUUAGAUCUUCCCUAGUUCAAUCACAGGACGACAAACGCAUCAUAUUACUGUUGGUGCUGUGAGGGGGGGAGGGGGCUUCAGGAGACAAACGAGGGGAGAAUUAGACGCUUUCCCCCCCUUUAACUGCAAGAACAAAAGCAGUUAAGAGCCCUUGAGUGCUA